Linum trigynum is the source of this 717-nucleotide messenger RNA. The record is from the annotation of a GenBank genome assembly. NCBI's taxonomy places the organism in Eukaryota, Viridiplantae, Streptophyta, Magnoliopsida, Malpighiales, Linaceae.
ACAUAUCUGGCCGCCGGGGCACCAAAUCCCAUGUACGAUUUUCUUCAAGAGCAUCCAUUUCUACCCGCAUAGCCGCGUUCCAUCGCGGAUCCCCAAUUGCUUGAGAAUACCGUGUCGGAAUGAAGAUCGGAGUAGUAGAGAAGCCAACAAAAUCUUGCAUACGUAGAAGUGGCUGUCCCAAGUUAGCACGUGUUGACCGACGCAAGGGAAUAAGAGGUGAGGCUGGAGGUUCAGGAUUGUCUUUGUCACUACCCUGCGAUCCGGCCGAACUUGUGGGAGAGGAAGAAAUAGAAGAUGACACUGAUCCAACCGAAGUGAACGAGUGUGAUGAAGUGGGAGAAGCUUCCUGUGAAGCACUCGAGGAAGAAGAGCUAGCAGUUGAACUGGCCCUAGAGGCUAUAUAAGGGACAGGGGGUUGCUGCACUUCAAGGAUAGGAGUCUAGAAGUCGGGCAGGGAUGUGAGAAAUUCCAAUGAUGAUGCCGAGCUGGCCUCAGCAUGCGAUGAGGUAUAGUACAUAGUCGUCUCAAGAAACUUCACAUGAUAUCCCACUCUCAUAAGACGAACAACGAGAUCAUAACAUAGAUAUCCCUUGUGUUUGUAACUAUACCCGACAAACACGCACCGCGCCACUUUAGGCGCUAACUUAUGACGAUCCUUCUUGGGCAACAAAACGUAACAUGUGCAGCCAAAGACCCGAAGAAAAGAAUAGUCUGGAA